GAGACAUGGAAAUGGAUUGUUUAAAGGCGUUAGUGCAGGUAGUAUAUAAAGGUGAUCUUUUUCUUGUGGUCAAUUGUUUCAACUGUUAUUUUCAAGACAAUAGACGCAACAAUCGUUUUUAAAGAUGAACGUCUUAGUUGGUUUAUUGGCUUCAUUCGUUGUGGUGCAAGCAGCACCUCAUAUCGGACAUUACAGCUAUCCAGCCGCUACAACUCUAGUCAGGGUACCAGAACACGAUUCGGCAAUCGUACAUUCCAAUCGCUUUGGGUCCAAUUUUGCCUAUAGCAUAGCCCAACGACACGCGUAUCAAGUAGUUCCACCAAACACUGUCGCAUUAUAUAACCCUCAUCCAUUCGGCUAUUCGCAUCACCAUCAAUUCAAUCAAUUCCCAUUCGGAACGGCUGUGCCUGGACAUCCUUUCUACAUUCAACAUCCAUUCGGAGUUCCUAGUUUUGUAUCUGUCGUUUAUCCGAAUGAACAGCCGACGGAUUAUCCGGACGUAGAACAAGUCGUACCGAAUGCAGACAGUGAGCCAACUGAAAACCCAGACGCGGAAAGUGUUGUGGUUGAUAAUGCUGAUAUUGAUGCAACAAGAGAACAGAGCACCCAGGAAAAUACUGACAAGCUUAAUGGUGACGAUGAUGGUAGUGAUGAUGAUAGUGUUUCGGUGGAGGCGUAUCGAUUCGGCGGUGAUAAUAAUUAAUAGAUGCCCUUUGUUCAAUGUAUUCAACGAAAAAUCCGUGGCAAUUAGAAAAACUGUGACUCCUAUAAUAUCAAGUUGUGUAAAAUAAAUUUUAUCAUUCGA
Molecule: messenger RNA, 805 nt
Organism: Bradysia coprophila
Lineage: Eukaryota; Metazoa; Arthropoda; Insecta; Diptera; Sciaridae
Source: RefSeq, a predicted model, not a curated record